This is a messenger RNA of Populus trichocarpa (black cottonwood), 1140 nucleotides long. Its product is annotated as predicted GPI-anchored protein 58. The transcript has a single exon. NCBI's taxonomy places the organism in Eukaryota, Viridiplantae, Streptophyta, Magnoliopsida, Malpighiales, Salicaceae. Bases 250 to 1047 code for a protein of 265 amino acids. The record is from RefSeq and is a predicted model, not a curated record.
GUCAACAAGACAAGAAGCCGCCCCCCUCAAUAACGGCUACUUCACUGCUUCCCAUUGAAUCCUGUCGUAUAAUCGAAUCCAACGGUCCCAUUUUCCCCAAUAGGAGCCAAAAAAGCACAACGUUCAGUUUAGUCACAUACCGUUUUAUAUACCUCCCUCGAGACUCUUGCCAUCUCCACUCACUUCAAAUAAUCAAAAAGAAGAAGAAGAACAGCAGCGACUGACUAACAUUCAGAGGGUUCAAUCAAGAUGUUGCAGCAUAUGCACAGCGUUCUUCUUCUUCUUGUUUUUGCUUUCUGUAUUUCAAACUCUAAUUUUACAGUAAAUGGGGACAAUGCGCCUGCGCCAUCGCCCACAUCCUCAUCAAUUCCAAAAUCACCCUCUAGUUCUUCUCCUUCUCCGUCCACAACUUCACCCCCAUCGUCCCCUUCAAAAUCACCGGCUACAUCUCCAUCCACUUCCCCACCAACUCUUCCCGUCUCCCCUUCAAAAUCUCCGGCCACAUCCCCAUCCCCAUCCACUUCCCUACCAACUAUUCCCGUCUCCCCUUCAAAAUCUCCGGCCACAUCCCCAUCCCCAUCCACUUCCCUACCAACUAUUCCCGUCUCCCCUUCAAAAUCUCCGGCUACAUCUCGAUCUUCAUCCACUUCCCCACCAAGUCCUACCGUCUCCCCUCCAACGCCCUCGCCAAAUGCCGCUGCCCCAUCUGGCUCUCCUCCGGUUUCAUCACCAGCGGUUUCCACUCCGGUGACUGCUCCUACAUUGGCACCACUUGGGGCUCCGCCAAUGUCGACAGAGGGUCCGGUUACUGCAGCGACUCCGGAGGCAUCGGCAAGCAUUCCAUCAAGUUCUGCGACGCCAGCGGAGGCCCCUAUGGUUUUCCCUUCCAGUAGUAGCCCUCCGAGCCCGUCUACUGAGAGUAGUAUGUCACCAGAAACUGCAAAGGUUCCGUCGGUUAAUGACGAGUCGGGUUCAAGGUCCUUGUAUGAGGUUGGGGUCAUUUUGAGUGGGUUGGUGGGUGGGGCUGCCCUGGCUUUGGCAAUAUAAAUGAGUACUCCUCCACUAAUUUUCUGUUUUCACAUAAUUAUUGUUAUUAUUGUUGUUAUUUUGUUAUAUAUUUUAAGAUUUCCAUUCCAUCAA